UAUGACGGAAGAAGAUAUGGCUACGCUCAUGGGAGGCGCGGCUGGUGGGGUUUUAGGUGCAAUGAUUCCUAAUGUAAAUGCGUAUACAUCGCCACUCUUUGGUUUUAUUGGUGCUUUUUUAAGUAGAAGAGCUUAUUGGAAAUACAAAGAAUCUGAUCCUGCGACACGACGCAGAAAACUAAUUUGUUGGAAUUUAAUAAUUAUCUUUGGACCUAUACCUGCUUCACCUUGCAUAACUUUUAUUUUGUCAUAA
Messenger RNA from Meloidogyne enterolobii, 253 nucleotides. NCBI's taxonomy places the organism in Eukaryota, Metazoa, Nematoda, Chromadorea, Rhabditida, Meloidogynidae. The record is from the annotation of a GenBank genome assembly.